This is a messenger RNA of Impatiens glandulifera, 1789 nucleotides long. RefSeq names its product aspartic proteinase 36-like. The record is from RefSeq and is a predicted model, not a curated record. Bases 175 to 1683 code for a protein of 502 amino acids. Gene Ontology annotation, molecular function: aspartic-type endopeptidase activity. The transcript is spliced from 10 exons. NCBI's taxonomy places the organism in Eukaryota, Viridiplantae, Streptophyta, Magnoliopsida, Ericales, Balsaminaceae. Gene Ontology annotation, biological process: proteolysis.
CUCUUCAGCCUCCCUUUCCUUUUUCUUUCUAGAAAAUAAAUGCAGAAAAUCAAUACCCAUUUCUGUUCUUCUCUAUUCUGCAAUUCUUUCCAUACUUAACGACUAAUCAAGAAAAAAAAAAUCGUCUUUUUACUUCUGUAAUUGGGACGGUGGUGCCCGGCGGUUUAAACCCAGAUGCCGGCGAUGCCUGUCCCAGAGUUAUUAUCAUUAUUGAUCUUCAUUUUUGUCUCCUCACUUGCAAAAUCGGUGAUAGCGGUUCAAGGGGUAGGGCAUCAUGUUAAAGUUUUAGCUCUAGAAAGGACUUUUCCAGCGGACCAAAGGGUGGAGCUGGAUUCGCUUAAGGCUCGGGACCGAGCAAGACAUGCUCGAAUCCUACAGGGUUCUAUGGGCAGUGGUGGGGUAGUUGAUUUCUCAGUUUCUGGUUCAUCCGAUCCUUAUGUAGUUGGGCUUUAUUAUACUAAAGUUAAGUUAGGAUCUCCUCCAAGAGAAUUCAAUGUACAGAUUGACACUGGCAGUGAUAUAUUAUGGGUUAAUGGAAUUUCUUGCACAACUUGUCCACAACUAAGUGGAUUAGGGAUAAAUCUCAAUUUCUUUGAUGCAGCCAGCUCAUCUACUUCCUCUUUGGUUUCUUGUUCAGAUUCAGUUUGCACUUCUAUAAUUCAAACAGCAGCAGCUGAAUGUGCUGCACAGAAUAAUCAAUGUGGCUUUUCGUUUUCGUAUGGAGAUGGAAGUGGGACAUCUGGUUACUAUUUGUCUGACUUACUUCACUUUGAUUCGAUUAUGGGUUCUACGUUGGUCGCUAAUUAUUCUGCUCCAAUUAUUUUCGGGUAUAGCAAUUCCCUGUCUGGUGAAUUAACUAAGACAGAUAGAGCAAUUGAUGGGAUAUUUGGGUUUGGUCAGCAUGAUCUAUCGGUCAUAUCUCAAUUAUCAUCGCAAGGAAUUACUCCACGAGUUUUCUCCCAUUGCUUGAAAGGAGAGGGCAAUAAUGGUGGCAUACUAGUCCUUGGCGAGAUUCUGGAUCCAAGAAUUGUCUAUAGCCCCCUUGUCCCAUCCCAGCCUCAUUAUAAUUUGUAUCUACAAAGCAUUGCUGUCAAUGGACAGUUGUUACCUAUUGAUGAAGGUGUGUUUGCUACCUCAAGUGAUAGAGGAACCAUUGUAGAUUCAGGAACAACUUUGUCAUAUCUAGUGGCGGAAGCUUAUGAUCCUUUUGUCAGUGCUGUGAGUGCUUCAGUUUUACAAUAUGCACAAACUCUUAUGUAUAAAGAAAACCAGUGUUAUCUUUUACGCAGCAGUAUAAAUGAUGUGUUCCCUUUCGUUGCUCUUAACUUUGCUGGAGGUGCAUCCAUGGUUUUGAAGCCUCAAAACUACCUCAUCGAUUAUGGUUUUACUGACGGUAAAGCAAUUUGGUGCAUGGGAUUUCAAAGACAGCAGGAUCGAAGUAUAACAAUUUUAGGAGAUCUGGUUCUAAAAGACAGGAUUGUUGUUUACGAUAUAGCUCGUCGGCGGCUUGGUUGGGCUGAUUACGACUGUUCUUUGUCAGUUAAUGUCUCGAUAACUUCUGGUAAGGAUCUAUACUACAAUGGCGCCACACUAAGUGUGAGCAGUUCGUCGAGAAGUAAAAAAGUCUUAAAGUUGAUUCUUCUCCUCCUUCACAUUUUGUUGUUCAGUAACCGCCUCUUGUAACUGUAACACAUAAAUGGCAGCUCAAUGUUCUAAGUCUAACCCAUAUUAGUGUUAUAUUUAAGGUGAGAUUUUGUAGAGUUGGUUUAAUUGCUUUUGUGGCCCAUGA